UCCAUUAUCUUAACAUACAUACUACCAUAUAUAUUUUGUAAGGCGUCUGCACAAUAAAAUAAAUUAUCGUUCGGCAUGAAUGUGGAGUAUUUCACGGAGGGCCUGGACUGCCUAAUGUACUGCGGCAUGAAGUUGUCGCCGGAACAGCGUAUACUGGUUGAGAACUCGCUCAUUACGCUACAGAAUGAGAAUCGGUUCACGGGCAUCUAUCUCUGGGGUCGUAUCACAGCUACCAAGAAUGAUUAUUACAUUGCAUUUGGCUAUACAAACGAUGUCCUAAAGGAUCGCAAGUAUUUCUAUAGUGUGGAUCAGUUUCAAUGGCAGCUGCUGCCAUUUGUCCAGAGUUCGAAAAUUUUUCAGGCCACCAUAUUGGCGCGUGAGUCUUUUGUUGGGGAUCCAAGUCUUAUAUCGUAUGUCAAGCUGGAUCCAACGUUUAAUGUAGUGGCCAAUCAAGUGAUUGGCGUCAGCCGUCCAGAAGUGGUUAAGCUCAAGGAGGAGGAGCGUCUGGCUGCUAUUGUUUUUAUCAUUACGGAGGAGUGUGCUAUUUGUCCGCGCGGGGCCCUCUACAAACUGGUGGAUGGACGCGUCAUACCCAAUCAAAUGUUUCGCGGCCUCAAUGAUUUGCAAAUCGACAACUUGUCCUACUAUCAGAUCUUUCGCUUACCACGCAACGACCUAAAGGCGAAUCUUGCGAAGCGCAGCGACUAUAACUAUGCCAUUGACUUUUUGGACACCAUUGAUGGAGUUAUACCGUUGGGUCAGGCUUUUGCCUUGAACUUGCAGCGCAACGAGCGGCUGGUUAUAAUCAAGUCAUGUCUGUGGCUGGGCAUGACCUUCUUCCACAAGCUCAACUCGCAUAAGCAUGGAUUCUUGUACUUGGGUGAUGGCAAGAAAAACUACGAUUUGCUUUUUAUGUAUUGAGACUUUUGUGAAUGUAUUUAUUAUUUGAAGCUUAAAGGCAAUCAAAGACUUA
This is a messenger RNA of Scaptodrosophila lebanonensis, 973 nucleotides long. It is a transcript of the gene Rsph9, whose product is annotated as radial spoke head protein 9 homolog. The record is from RefSeq and is a predicted model, not a curated record. Gene Ontology annotation, cellular component: axoneme. Bases 76 to 921 code for a protein of 281 amino acids. Gene Ontology annotation, biological process: motile cilium assembly; cilium movement involved in cell motility; axoneme assembly. The transcript is spliced from 2 exons. NCBI's taxonomy places the organism in Eukaryota, Metazoa, Arthropoda, Insecta, Diptera, Drosophilidae.